This is a messenger RNA of Oikopleura dioica, 1839 nucleotides long. The record is from the annotation of a GenBank genome assembly. NCBI's taxonomy places the organism in Eukaryota, Metazoa, Chordata, Appendicularia, Copelata, Oikopleuridae.
AUGUGCGAUUUUGUCGAUUUGGAAGGAAUUUUCGACAACCAUCAAGUUUUGACUACUGGCCUUCUUCGUUCACGAAAACGACGAGAUGUCUCGAAUUCUGACGAGGUAACUCAAUCGCUGCACGAAGAAAAGAAUAUUGAUGAUGACUUCGCCAUUCCCAUGUCAAGAGAAGCAAUCAAAUGGUGCUCCGGAAGCGAUGACGUCGACAACGAGUGCGAUCACGUGAUCGGCUUUCAGCCAGAAGCGCACUGGUUGAUCUACAAUCGUUAUUUCUUCGACGAGCUUGAUGGGAUUCCAGGGGAUUCUUCCGUCAUCAAUCAGUACCGAAACAAAUGCGGUUCAAGCCGAGCCGGUCCAUUCCCAAAGCUUUUCCGAGCAAAUGACGAUAUGCAAUCAAACUUCGGAAUCGCGAUCGAGAACUUUUUCAUGCCUCCAAGUAUCGAAAGCUACGGAAACUCUGCUCGCGUCAAAAAUCAACUAGAACACGAGUGCCCGAAUCUCAGUCCAAGUCAAACCAUCAGAAGCGAAAAUUUUUCAAAAGAUCAUUGUGAAGCAAGAACCUUAAAAAGCUCCGACGAUUGGGCCGGCUAUACCUCCGCCCCUUCCCAGUCCUCCCUCGACGAUAAAACGCGUUGCCACUCGUCCCAUCUUUGUGGAUACCCAAUCCAUUGUGACUACGACGAAUGGACAAUAAACGAGACAAAAAACUAUUCUCGAAAGUCUCGAUUCUUCUACGAAAUCAACUGCAAUAAAUCGAUGCCGAUGCUGAUCGCGUUUUAUCUUCUAAUGAUAAUGUCGAUUUCAACCUAUGGAAAUGUUCUGAGCAUUGUCACUCUUGUCUCAAAGCUCAACUGUCCUCUGAAAAUGAGAACUACUCGUAGGAGACAUGUAAAAAUCAAAUUAUCGCUUACCAUCGCAGAUCUGAUACCAGCUAUCUCUCUUUUGCCAAUUAUGGUUUAUUACGUCCUGACAGGAUAUGGCAACCCGUCCCCUAGUGCUCAUUACUAUUACGGAAUGGUCCAGGAAUCAAAAGGCGCGGUCUGGGUCAAUGUUUCAGGAGUCCUGUACAUCAUCUACCUCGUCAGCACCGCCGCGAAUCUUUCCCUCCUCUCUACUGAGCGAUUUAUUGCUUUGAAGUUUCCACUGCGAAAUUUAUCAUUUUUGACCGACACUGGUUGCAACUCAAUUAUCUUAUUCAUCUGGAUCAUUUCGAUAUUCAUAUCUAUCAUUCCAUUUCUGAUGUAUGACUACUUUGGCUACUCAUUUGAUCCUCAAGUCUUCCUCAAUAGCAUUAUCAUCAAGACAGACAAGACAGAUGGAAGCAGACUUCAUGGACUUUUUUACGUCUUCUGCGCUUUUGUCGGACCGUAUUUUUACAACCUGAUUCUUUGCAUUCUCACUCUUGUUACUGUCCACAAGAGCAUGAGCGAUCAUCGGAUAUUCGACCAAUCUCAAAGAUACAUCAGCACAGAGCGGGAAAUUGCCAAUUUUCAAUUUUUCCGAGUGACGGCAAUUAUGGUUGUUGGCUUUAGUAUGACAUUGCUUCCAUACUCGAUUAUUUUGCUCUUGUUCGUCGCUGGAGUACUGACAUGUGGCCCUACUACGUCGAGGAUUUUUGUUUUUGCCACAUUUUUCAGUCUAUCUGCGUGCGUUAUAAACACAGUGGUUUACAACAUUUCGUCGCAGAAUUUUCAAAAAGAAGUUCUUUCAUUAAUUGGCAUUGACAAUCAAUUGAGCAGUCGUUCCAGAAUAGCUCAAAUUGGACCAUCAAAGAGGAUAAUUGCACGCCGAACAAAUAUCAAAACGAUCACAAGCGACGAACAUACGCUUAUGGAAUGA